This is a messenger RNA of Trichoplusia ni (cabbage looper), 651 nucleotides long. RefSeq lists its product as uncharacterized. Gene Ontology annotation, biological process: symbiont-mediated hemolysis of host erythrocyte. The transcript has a single exon. Bases 1 to 651 code for a protein of 216 amino acids. Lineage: Eukaryota; Metazoa; Arthropoda; Insecta; Lepidoptera; Noctuidae. The record is from RefSeq and is a predicted model, not a curated record.
AUGAAGACCACAUCCGUGAUCCGUUUCGCCGCUUUGGCAGCGGUACUGCUCGCCUCGACAAAUGUCGAUGCCUAUUGCAGCGCCAGCUCCAAACGCAUGGACUGGAGUGCAGUAGCGGGCAUGGUUGACUGCGAGAAAAUAUUAUGUGUCAUAAACUUGGUCACCUCUGGCGAAUUUACUAUGACGGGAGUCAUGAAAUGUAUUACAGGAUUUGGAAGAUUUGAGGAAAAUCGUAUUGCGACAUUUGCUAUGUUUCAAAGCGAGUUACAUUCUGUCACUUUCGACAUCAAAAACGAUAAUAAUGUGGGUGGAAAGGGGAAGAUCAUGAACUCAGCGCUGAGCUCGGGACAGUGGGUGCGAGAUGAUCAAAAAGUGUACACAGUCAACAACAUUGUUUUCAACCAGAUAAAAUCGGCCGAAUUUAAAGCGGUAAGCACAGAUGAAGAAAAUUCAGAAGGCGUUAAGGGAUCUUUCGAGAUCCACUUAGAUGGAAGCGGGAUCGCCGAAGUUAGCUUCGAAUUACCGUAUUUCGGCCCCAACACGAUAGAGAUUAGCCCUAUAAACAAACGCUAUGUGUGCAAAGUAACUGGUUGGCAAGCUAGUGGAUCUCCUGAGGCUUCCAUAGUUUGCUAUAAAAUCGGUACUAAUUAA